Molecule: messenger RNA, 783 nt
Organism: Saccostrea echinata
Lineage: Eukaryota; Metazoa; Mollusca; Bivalvia; Ostreida; Ostreidae
Product: E3 ubiquitin-protein ligase TRIM45-like
Exons: 2
Coding region: 1-783 (260 amino acids)
Molecular function (GO): zinc ion binding
Source: RefSeq, a predicted model, not a curated record
AUGCCUGGGACUUUGUCAAGAAUAUCGAUACCCGAGAUAACUCUUACAGGGUAUUUAAUUCACAUGAUCUCAAAAACUCUCGAGUCAAGCCCAGGAAGUAGAUUGUCGGUAUCCAUGUAUUCUAGUUUGGGAGGUCAUCUUAGAUUUACAGGAGAGCAUCUCUCAGAUUCAUCCCAAAGACACAAUAUUGUACCAUACAAACACAGAACAACUUCUGUUCCUAACUACCCAAAAUGUCCAAACCACAGUCGAAUAUAUUGUGAACUUUACUGUGAGAAAUGUGACAUUCCUGUCUGUUCUACUUGCAUCUCCUCUGGUAAACGCAAAGGACAUGAUUUAUUAGAAGUUCUGCAAAAACUUAGUUUGAAAAGAAAAGAUUUAGAAAAAGACCUGAAAAAAUUUGUGAAUGGUAUUUAUCCUGCAUAUGAAGAAAUUGCAUCAGAUAUAAAGUCUGAAAAACAUAACUUGGAAAUACACUACAAGAAACUGAGAACAGCUGUCAGCAAACAAGGUGAAGACUGGCACAGAGAAAUUAAAAUCAUUGUCCACAAACAAAAACCUGAAAUCGAUGAGAUGAAAGCUAAACAUCUGGCAGUCAUAAAUAAACAGGAAAAUGAAAUCAAGCGGAAAAUUUCAGAACUAAGACGGAAUAUUCUUAAUAUGAUAAAAAUACUGCAUUCAAAUGAUGUCUCCCUAACUUCUACAAACAAAUCCAAGAAUGCUGAAUUCAGAAGUUUAUCUCCUAAACUCAAUUUUUUCAUUACCAAGUUUCUCUCCUCAUAA